CCGGCGUUCGGCGAGUCUCGAGCAUACCUCGUUCUUGUCAACCACAAGGCGUCUGUGAGCAUACUUUUGUUCUACCUUGAUGUAUUUGGUAACCAUAAACCUUUGAGUGGCAUUUAUCUGUGUCACUAUGCCUGCAGUUUCGAAGCUUGUGCCAGAGGAGACUGUAUUCUUCCUCUGCGACGUGCAGACACGUUUCAAAAAUCUCAUAUUCGGUAUCGAUGAACUGGUGUUGACGAUCAACAAGAUGCUCAAGGUUGCUAAGGUGUUGAAUAUCCCUGUGGUUGUCACGGAACAGAACCCCAAAGGCCUCGGAAGCACCAUCCCGGACAUCGAUUUACCUUACCUAGGGCCCCUCCUCGUUGCUACCAUCGAGAAAGGGCUCUUCUCCAUGAUGACGCCGGAAGUAAAGACCAUACUGCAUGAACGCCCGCAGAUAAGAUCUAUGGUGCUUUUUGGCAUCGAGUCACAAGUUUGCGUAUUACAAUCUGCUCUAGAUUUCAUCGAGGCGGGAUAUAAUGUCCACGUGAUAGCAGAUGGUGUGUCUAGCUCUAAUAAAGAAGAGAUUCCAUUUGCCCUGGCACGGAUUCGACAGAGUGGUGGAUACAUCACUACGAGCGAGAGUGCGGCUUUUCAAUUGCAACGGGAUGCUGGUGUUCCCGGGUUCAAAUCGUUCUCAAACGUUAUGAAGGAAGAGAAGGAUAACACGGAAAGAACGUUGCAGAAGCUGUUGCAACACCGCGCUGUCUUGUAGACUAUGAUUUCCCUGCAGUGAUUUGCCAUGAUUGCGUAUCAUAUUUUCCCACUCCAGAGAGGAUCUGGAAGAGCUUUACACUCCGGCAGAUCUUGAGGCACUCAAAAGUACGUGCAUCAAGGGCUAAUAAAUAUAAGAACUUACGCAUGUAGUAUCGAGUGAUGAACGACACAGAUCAACUAC
Suillus plorans is the source of this 934-nucleotide messenger RNA. RefSeq names its product Isochorismatase-like protein. Bases 128 to 751 code for a protein of 207 amino acids. The record is from RefSeq and is a predicted model, not a curated record. The transcript has 6 exons. Lineage: Eukaryota; Fungi; Basidiomycota; Agaricomycetes; Boletales; Suillaceae.